Messenger RNA from Closterium sp. Yama58-4, 3228 nucleotides. NCBI's taxonomy places the organism in Eukaryota, Viridiplantae, Streptophyta, Zygnematophyceae, Desmidiales, Closteriaceae. The record is from the annotation of a GenBank genome assembly.
AUGCCUGGACAUCCGGAGCCUCUUUCCUAUCCAUCCUCUCCCACCUUCACGCUCAUUUGUUUUCGUGACUGUGUUGCUCUACUAGCCGAGCAAAACGUGUGCACCCAGGAGCGUGGACGUGUGUUUCUUUCUGGGUUCGUUAUACUUCUUGAGCGUGGAUGCUCGUUAUUGCGCCGUGAUCGCGUUCCGUCGCCUUCCCUGAUCGCGUCUGCCUCCCUUGCAGCAGCAGUAGGUGCAUUGUCUCUUUCCUUGCUAGGCCUUGCCUCGCCAGAAACGGCUGCAGCAGCAUCGACAGCUGAUGUCAUCGCCGCUUCCGCUGCCGUGCCAGCUGACGUCAACAGCAUUUUGGAUCUCGCCGACUUCCAGGCUGGAUUCGCUUCGGCCUUUCUGCUGGUCCUCUUUUCUGAAAUCGGCGAUAAGACAUUUUUCAUCGCGGCUGUGCUGGCCACGAGACGACCCAAUGUGGAGGUUUUCGCUGGCACCUUCGGCGCGCUCGCCGUCAUGACCGUCCUGUCAGUGGCUCUCGGCCGAAUCUUUCACUACGCAGACGAGCUCCUUCCAGCCUUCGGCUCGUUUGACUUCCCUCUGGAUGAUGUCGCUUCUGUCGUUCUGCUGCUCUUCUUCGGUCUCUCUACACUGAGGGACGCAGCAGGCAUGGACGCAAAGGCGGAGGAGGAGCAGCAGGAGGCGGAGAAGGCUGUAGCAGGGCUGAAUGCAGCAGAGGCCACGGAGGGGGGCAUAUCCCUGGCAGUGCUGGCGUCGGUGUUCGCACUGGUGUUCACAGCCGAGUGGGGCGACAAGUCCUUCUUCUCCACCAUUGCACUGGCAGCAGCAUCGUCCCCAGCAGGAGUGGUCACAGGAGCUGUGGCGGCUCAUGGGGUGGCCACAGUGAUGGCAGUGCUGGGCGGGUCAUUUCUCUCCAAAUACAUCUCGGAGCGGACUGUAGCCUACUGGUGCUGCUUGACAGGUUCCUGCUGCUCCAAGUCAUCCGAACCGCGGCGGGAUUUAAGUACUCCAGCCGCAUCCCACGGUGGUUCUGCCGGUAGCACUUCGGAUCUAGUUGCACGACCGCUGCAGCGCCCGGUUCGGAGCUUUAAGUUCCCCGCGAUUCUCGCUUCCGUCUCCGCCUCACACGCGACGCCUCCGGGCCUCGGCUUCGCGCCGAGGUUCGGUCCGAGCCUGCUGCCGAGCCAGCCGGAUUCUGACGAUAUCUUUCCGUUACCUUCGGCUCCGGAGGAGCUUCAGCGCGCUGUCAUUGGCUGGCUGGAAGAGAAGGCGUCGCGCGUGCGUAACUUGCGCAAGACCACUGCGGAAGCCAGCGGACAAGCGCAGGUCACUCCGCGACCGGACUCACUGGCGCUUGAGGCGCAACUUACCCGCGCGGUAACAUCCGCCCAUGCGCAUCUCAGCCGCGCGCAUACUUCGGCGGGGGAUGGCGCAAACCGUGCGCUAACAGCUCUUGCACGCGGAAUCGAUGGCGCAAUGACCACGGCGCGCGGAAAUUUGGCGCAAACAGUUGGGAUUGGCGCGGGAAUUGGCGCGGGAAUUGGCGCGGGGAUUGGCGCGCCCUUGCUUGGUUCGGUGGCUGGAAUUGGCGCGCGGAUGGCGGUUGUUAAAGAGCGCGUGGGGAACGCGAAGGCGGAAGCGGAGUCGCGGAUGCUGGCGUUGCGCCGAUUCGGGGAGUUUUGGUGCCGAAUCGUUCAUAUAUACGGCAGCUAUAAGGUCUGCCAACUCCACACCUCCCUCGCCCUCCCCCUCCCCGGUAAUCGCCGACUGUCACUACUCACAGACACACAGAAGCACGAAGCAUGGGAGAGGCAGCACGAGCGGGCAGCUGACAUGCUACACUCCCUCUGCACCGAAAUGCGGGGCUUCUUCCUUAAAGCGGGGCAGUUCUUAGCGAAGCCUGACGUGUCCCCUCCAGCGUGGGUGGCGAAACUGGCCUCUCUGCACGAUGCUGCCCCUGCUGACCCGUUCCCGGUGGUGUGUGGGACGAUCGAAGGGGAGUUGGAGGCUGUAACUGGGAGGAAAGGGGUGCGGUGGAGCGAUGUGUUCGCGAGAAUUGAUGAGGAGCCUCUGGGUUCUGCUUCUAUCGCUCAGCCUCUGGGGUCUGCUUUUAUUGCUCAGGCGUCUCAAAAGCCUGUCUUGCAGGCACACAGGGCGUGGUUGCAUGGCGGCAGGCGAGUGGCUCUGAAGGUGCAGCACAGGGGGGCGCAGCCUCUCAUGCUCACAGAUUUUCCUUCCUACUCCCAUCGCACAUCACCCACCACCCCCUUUUCUCUCCCCUGUCUCGCAGGUGCACAGGGCGUGGUGCACAGAGCUUGGCUACACGAUGGCAGGAAGGUGGCAGUGAAGGUGCAGCACAGGGGGGCGCAGCCCCUCAUGCUCACAGACCUCGCCAACCUCAAGGCGUUUGGAGCGUUUCUUCAAAAGACAGAGCUGAAGCACAUGGAUAUUGUGUCUGCUCUGGUGGAGCUGGAGAAGCAGGUGCGGCUGGAGUUUGACUUCCGGAUAGAGGCAGGUGCAAUGGAGCGGGUUCACCUUGCGCUGAGAGGUGGAGGGGAGAGAGGGAACGGUGGAGAGAUGCUGCUGGUGAUGGAUCUGAUCGACGGCUCACCGCUGCUGAAAGUAGCGGGGCAGAUGGGAAGCAAGGCGGAUGGGUUCUUUGCUUCGAGAAUCAAGCGGUCAAUAUUUCGUUCCCUUGGGGAAGCGUACGGGCUCAUGAUCCUUCGAGACGGUUUUUUCCAAGCUGACCCGCACCCUGGAAACAUUCUCAUCUGCCCGGACCGAAAGGUAGCUCUUCUCGACUACGGGCAGACGAAACAACUCUCCCAGCAGCACCGCCUGCAGCUGGCCGAGCUGAUCCUGGCCGUCGGUGACGGUGACUCGAGGAAGAUCGGACGGCUGUACAGCGAUAUGGGCUUUGAGCUCAGCAAAACGGCCGAACAAAAUCCGGAAAGUUUCAAGUGGAUGGCGACGCUCAUGUUUGAUACGCGGUCGGCGAAAGGCGUCACGACAUCAAACCCGUUCUCAGAGGAGCAUGCAGCCCAAAACAACGGUGUGAAGAAAUUUCCGGAGGAUUUGUUUUUUGUGGUGCGGUCGAUGCAGCUGCUGAGGGGGAUCUGCAUGGGCAUGGGGUUGAAUGAAUCGCUUGCGGAGCAAUGGAGACCGAUUGCUCGGCAGGCGAUAAGGGAGGCACAGAGGCAGAGGCAGCAGCAGCAUCAGUAA